CCCAUUUCUCCACAGUGACAGCGGAUCGUGCAGAGAGCAGCUCGGGCUGGAGGAGCUCUACCGAAGCGGACACAGCAGCGGUCCGGGCUAGGUACACGGCACCGGGGCACCAGGGCGUCGAUCCCUCAGCGCCUUUAGACAAUACCGACAUCUAAAAAUGACAGAAUUACCCCGAAAAACCUCCUGACAUCGCAGUCAAAUGCUUACUCGUCGCGGCGUCGCUAAAUGACAUGGACGCAGGUGACAAUAAGGAUGUGAAGCUUUCUGCAGAAGUGGAACCGUUUAUCCCACAGAAGAAGGGACUCGAGGGGCCGCUGGUGGGCAUGAGUCUGUCCGGAGAGGCGGGGGGCAGUGGGGGCAGCGGGGUGGAGACCGCGCCCAUCCCGAGCUACCUCAUCACCUGUUACCCCUUUGUCCAGGAGAACCAACCCAACAGGCAACAUCCCAUGUACAAUGGAGGGGAGCUGCGCUGGCAGCAGCCAAACCCCAGUCCUGGUGGGCCGUACCUGGCCUAUCCCAUCCUGUCGUCCCCUCAGCCUCCAGUGUCCAAUGACUACACAUAUUACCAGAUCAUGCCCGCUCCCUGCACCCCCAUGAUGGGCUUCUACCAGCCCUUUCCUGGGCCCUACCCUGGUCCUGUCCAAGCUGGUGUGGUCAACCCAGUGUCCACAGACGUCAGUGACCGAGCGCUGCCUCUGCCAGCCUACGGACUGACCAAUCAGAGAGGGCGGGGCCUGGUGCGCCCCGCUGUGCUCACAAAGCAGCAGCUGGGGCCCUGUGCUCAGAGGGGCCGCAGACCCCCCACUCGCAGUGUGGCCGUGCAGAAGGAGGUCUGCACUGUGGGGCCUGAUGGACGGACCAAGACAGUUAUGCUUGUGGAUGCAGCACAGCAAACAGACUUCCCUGGUGACUUGUCUGGCCGAUGUUCAGCCGAUCGCGUGAGUCCUUUGUCGUGGAAGAACCGAACGAAGCGAAGACGACAGCCCCAAACCGCAGAGAGCUACAGCGAACCAGGCACAAGCGAGGCCGACAUCGACAGCGACAGCGGAUACUGCAGUCCCAAACACAACCAGCAGGGGGCCACACAGCGCACCCCAGAGACCACCACCGGAACUACAGGACAGGGGGUGGAGGCAGGUGUGAUGACAGGUGGGACAUGGGGCCCCGGUUUGGCCUCUCAGGGGACACAGAAGUCUUGGAGCGACAGAAAUGGGCCUUUUCUACGAGUGGACCAGAAGAAGCCUGAACAGAGGAACUUCUCACAGGAUUUCCACAGUGGUUUUCAGCAGAGACCUCAGCCCCUCCAGACAGAGCAGAGGCUGCAGUCUGCUGUGGCCGCUGGGUCUGAGCUCACUCCAGAGCCCCUGUACUUUCAGGAUGAAGAUGAGUUUCCAGAUCUGGCAUCGGCAGGAGCUCCUCUCAACUCUAAACCAGAUCCUCCUUCAGUGCAGGCGCAGACCCCGCCCAAAGUCCUCCCCAAAGCCCUGCUGGAUAAUUUGCCAGAAAACUCCCCCAUCAGCAUAGUACAGACGCCAAUCCCCAUCACCACCUCUGUCCCCAAACGCGCCAAGAGCCAGAGGAAGAAGGCCCUGGCUGCUGCCCUGGCCACGGCUCAGGAGUACUCCGAGAUCAGCAUGGAGCAGAAGAAACUGCAGGAGGCUGUGACCAAAGCCACAGGAAAAAGGAGUAAAACACAGGUCCAGUUGGACAUGGACGACAUCCUGACCGCUCUGGCCAAACAUCAACAGGCCAUGAAAGCUCGGCAAAUCACCAACACAAAACCACUGUCUUUUACAGUUGGCGCCACCCUCCCCUAUCACGGCAUGAGUCUGAGCUUUGGUUCGGCCAUGUUGAAAACCCAACAGAACUGCACUCCCCACAAUCCUCUGGACUCCACCGCACCGAGAGUCAAGAGAGGGAAAGAGAGAGAGAUCCCCAAAGUCAAGAGGCCCACUGCUCUGAAAAAGAUCAUUUUGAAGGAGCGUGAGGGGAAGAAAGGAAAGAAACCGUCUGAACCCGAGUCUUUGAGUUUAGAGGAACACAGUGACGAGUGUCUGAACUUCACUGAUGACCUCACACAGGAGCCUGCCUCACAAGAAGAGAGCGGUCUGAGCGUGCCCAGCGACACCUCUCUGUCUCCAGCCAGUCAGAACUCUCCGUACAGCAUCACACCCGUCUCCCAGGGCAGCCCUGCCAGCUCAGGCAUCGGCAGCCCCAUGGCCUCCAACGCCAUCACCAAGAUCCACAGCCGCAGAUUCAGAGAGUACUGUAAUCAGGUGCUGAGCAAAGAGAUCGAUGAGAGCGUGACGUUACUGCUACAGGAGCUGGUUCACUUCCAGGAGCGGGUUUAUCAAAAGGACCCGACCAAGGCCAAGUCCAAACGCCGCGUGGUGAUGGGGCUGCGCGAGGUCACCAAGCACAUGAAGCUCCAGAAGAUCAAAUGUGUGAUAAUUUCUCCAAACUGUGAAAAAAUCCAGGCCAAAGGAGGUCUGGACGAGGCUCUGUGCAAUGUGAUCGCUAUGGCCCGAGAGCAGGAGAUCCCCUUUGUCUUCGCUCUGGGCAGGAAGGCUUUGGGGCGCUGUGUCAACAAACUGGUGGCGGUCAGUGUCGUCGGCAUCUUCAACUAUUCUGGAGCAGAGGCCUUGUUCAAUCAACUGGUGGCGCUGACAGAGGAGGCGAGGAAGGCGUACAAAGACAUGGUGUCAGCUCUGGAGCAGGAGAAGGCCGAGGAGGCGCUGAAGCAGGAGCGAGGGGAGAAGAGAGGACCACACUUCAUGGGACACUCCCGAAACCCGUCUGCCGCCUCCGCCAUCUCCUUCUGCUCCACCUUCUCCGAGCCCAUCUCCGAGGUCAACGAGAAGGAGUAUGAGACCAACUGGAGGAACAUGGUGGAGUCUUCAGAUAACCUGGAGCCGGCCGAGCCCGAGCCCCCACGCCCAACGCCCCUCGUCUCCGCUCAGAAAGAGCCACAGGAAACACAGACGCCCACCAACAACCCCCCAGCCCCCACUCUGUCUACUGCCUCACACUCAGCACUGACCCCUGCAGACAAGGAGGAGGUUCGCGUGGACGACCGCCUGGAGCUGGCCUCUCAGCAGAGCACUGAAACGGGGUCUCUGGACGGCAGCUGCAGGGGCCCCCUGAACUCCUCCAUCACCUCCACCACCUCCACACUGGUGCCCGGGAUGCUCGAAGAAGCCGAGGAAGAGGAUGAGGAAGAGGAAGACUACACCCCAGAACCCAUCUCCGUGGAGGUGCCCACCAUCUCCAGCCGCAUUGAGAUCUGGCUCCAAGAAAACCUGCAGCUGGGAAAGAGCGAGGACAGUACCGAGGAGGAGGACAAGGAGGAGGAAGAUGAGGAGGAGCAAGGACACAGCGAUGAAGAAGAUUUGGACUCGGCCGAAGUCUCUGAGAAGGAUGCACCCGAGCAGGAGGCGAAGAAGGUCACAGGCUGAUGCUUCUGUAACUGUCCACAUGAACACACACGGCUAAUGUAGAUCAGUUUAUACUAACUUAAACUAUUUUUAACUCUGAUAACAGUGUAAAAAAUAUUAAAGAUUAAACACAUUGGUUACCUUAUUUAUACUCGGCUUCAUAGAUUUGUAAUAUGCUUAAAGGUGCACUGUGUAACUUUUCUGAUGGAGGGUCUGCUGGUCUCCAUGGUGAUGUUAUUAAACUUAUUAAACUUGCAUUUUUUUCAGGUAGAAGUGUUUUUACUUGCAAAAAAAACAGUACUUUGAAAAAUAUGCAUUCUUACUGUUAAGGUGAGGGUCGUCACUCCACAGAUCUGACCUGAAACUAACCCAGAUGCUGUUACCUGCUUGUGGAAACAGCCAAAUUUAAUGCUGUAUCGUUGAAACUCUCCAUGGAGACCAGCUGUUGGCAAACCCUUCACCAGAAAAGUUGCAGCGUGUAUCUUUACCAAGCUUGACAACUUGAAGUGCUUUAUAUCAAGUCCUUUGUGACCGAAGAGCUUCAGCUGCCCUGGGGCGGACUGAGAGAGACGUGGCUGCCAUUCUGCAGCAACAACCUCUUCUAAUAACCACCAUUCACCAAGUCUCACAGACCGUAUUUGAAAAUAUAUGGAAUGACCGUGUCGACUUUGAGGUAUCACAUUAAAAACAUAAAAAAAAAUAAAAUAUAUUAUAAUGGUGGUCUUUAAGUGUCUUGCCCAAAGGCACAGCAACAGAGGAAUUUGUUGGUAAUGGGAGUCAAACCAACAACGUUAUUUAUGUUUUACUCAAGUCUUACUAUGAAUAACAAGCACUUGCUCAAUUUCAGAAAAAGAAAGAAACAUUUUUUAAUAACUACAUUUAAUUACACUUAAUAAAGCAUGAAAAAAAAAACAUAGAAAUGGUUUAUUAAGAAUUAUUCAGGCUUAGUAUCUACUUAAUACCACAUCAUUAACUCCUUAAUUAAUUACUACCUGAAACCUGUACCCACUUUUUUCUCAUGUAUUAGAACAAAAUUCUUCAAAAUAAGUCGUCCGUGUGCUGUCCUUAUCUAAUUAAAGGAAGUGCACGUUAGCCUGCUAGUUGCUUUACCGUUACUACAAAACUCCGAACUGGUCUCGAGAGUUGUGAAAAGUGCGUAUAAAGUUGGAAUUUAACCGUUUUUCACGUUUUUAAGACAGUAAAAAUCCAGUACAGCACCUUGAAAUCUAUCUUCAUGCUUUAUUAAUUACGUUGUAGUUAUUAUUAAGUGUUAAGAAAAAACAUAUUUGCAUCGUUCUUGCACUUUUUUAUUGCGUACAAUCCUGUAGAUCAUUAUUAACGUAGAUUUUAACAGUGAAUCUUAGUCGUGUGUUCAUGUGGACCGGACCUGCUCUGUCUGUCUCUCUCACCUUUCUCAUCGGAACCAGCAGUUUUUCCUCCUCUCAUCUCUAACCUAAACUCAGGUAUCAACAGCCUCUUACCAACACCAGUAAAAGUAGACCACCUGUCCGAAUUCUUAGCUGCACUGAACGCUCGUGUAGUCUCCCAAAUGAGCCUGAGACACUUGAAAUCAGAGCUUUUCUACUCUGAAAAUGAACUCUUUGUGAGGCAGACAUUAUGUUAGGACAAGAUAUUGGCUUCUAUGGUAUAACCUGUGUUUUAAUCCAGACUUAGAGGAGAAUCUGAGGAGAACUGGACUCGUUGAGACCGUUUACAGCUCUGCGAUAUUCGUGCUAAAUUAAGCUAACAUCGCAGGCGCAUACAUAGUUUCUUGCAUUUUAUUUGCUGUGAUUAUUAGCUUUAUACUGUACAUAUUAUGUGUUUGUGCGUGUUGCUUUCUGACUUAUGGCUUCAUGAAGGAAAAGCGCUUAAGUUUAACCAAAUCCGCAUUGGAUUGUUUGAAGUUUUACUGAGAAAUUACAAACAAAGACUGUAUAAAAAUGGACAGAGUGACAAGUGAGCCCUGACACUAAAGAUCUUAUUAAAAACAUACAACAUGAUGGCAGUGUAUCAUCAAUAUAACAGCUGUAUUUAAACCCUGCACUUAUUCUCAACUAGUUUAGCAAAGUUCUUUUCAUGUAUUUUAUUAAAUUGCUUUGUUCUCUCAUCAAAAACACAUCUGGAGUUGGAUUUAUCUUGCUUCACAAAUCCUUUAAUAUGUUGAGGUCCUUUUGCUCUGAGCCUCAGAAAUCUCUAGGUUUGAAUUUUUCCUGGAUUGUUGCAUCAAAGACAAAAAUACAGAGGUCUCCUGAACAUAUCUUCACCAGAUUUAUCCUGAUUAUUUAAGAUCUCCAACAACAACAACCACCUAGCGAGUUAAACAAAAAAUACAUAUUAUAUAAAUUAACGUACAAUCAGGCACGGCAAGGCAAGUUUAUUUUUAUAGCACAAUUUGUACACAAAGUAAUUCAAAGUGAUUUACAGAAUAAAAAAUGCAUUAAAAUGACAAUACAAACAAAUCAAAACAUAAAUAAUCAUCAUAAAAUUUAAAAAGAGAGUGAGACAUUAAAGAUGUAAGAUGUAUCUCAACAAUUCUUUGUCAUUUUUUGAUAAAAAGACAUUUCUAAUUGGUUGCUUAUAAUGAAGAAACAACCUGCCAUUUAUUUUAAGCCAAUUUUCUACAUUAUUCAUAUAUUUGCUUUUUGUUUUUUUGAUCGGUAUUGUGAUUACUCGUGGAUUAGCAAAUUCAGAGCGUGAACAUUUGAGAGAAGAAGUGAAGACUAACUGCUAAACUAAUAAAAUAACACUGAUUUAGGACUUGUUUGCAGAGCUCUAAACUACAGGGUAAACACUUUUUACAGAAUAUUUUUUUGUUGUUUGCUGACAAAAUUGUUACUUUAAUCAUUUAGCCGUUUUUGCCAAUUACAACUGUUCAAAUAUUCUUGUCACUGUCCAGUUCUUAUACAGUCUUUGCCCCAUUAUUGACUUGUCAGAGUUGUAUCUGUCACUUAACCACUAUCUGUCUCCCAUGGGUGUUUUAGUGUAAUCUUUAAGAGUCUGCUGAAAAGAGCAGAACAGAACACAGUGUAAGUAGCCCAUUAUAGAGGCUCUAUCAUGUAAAACUACCUGUUCAUAUUGAUCUGCGUGUCAGGAUUCGAUCAGACCCGCCAUAGACUCAUAGUUAAACUUUAUAUUGAUAUUUGUACUUGUUUUAAAGAGCCUAUGAUAGGACGGACUACUCAUUAAGACCAUUAUAUUUGAGAUUUAGCUAAAAAAUGUUCUUUUUUUUUUCAGUUUUUAGGUUUCAAUUUGUAUUUGCUGGUUGGAAAUCUUAACAUCUCACCAGAAAAUUCCAUAACUUACCAUGUGCUGGGCUAAAACUCUCUGAAAUGAAUAUUUGACAAACAAAAAUAUAAGAAAACACCUUUAUUUUGUUGAAAUAAUGUUUAAAGUAUCAGAAAAAUGUGUUUCUUGUGUAAAUUGUGACGAACUUUCAGACAGAAGUCAUUGUGUUUUAGAACUCUCCAAUUCCUACAUAUGUUUUUACGUUUCUUCACAAAUUGCUUCUUCAUUGGUGUUAAACUAUAAUUAAUAUUUACAACAACAAUUAGUCCACCCAAUUAAGUAGAAAUUAAAGAAUUGUCAAAACCAUCAUGCGCACUUUAAACAAAACAGCCCUGUUCGGUCACUACUACUCCAAGUCAUUCCUAACACAACGCUGCCAGUGUAGUUUUUUUUACUUACUACCUAAUGUAAAGGUGCACUGUGUAACUUUUCUGAUACACACUGCUUGUUUCCAUGCAGAUGUUGUUGCUUUGGCGGGAAUGUUCCACAGUAUAUGAUUAUAAAGUUUCCAAUAAGACAAGCAGGCUAAGAUCUGUGGAGACUUGUGUUCCCAGUUACAGUAAGAAUACGUGUUUUUGUUUUGUUUUUUCUUCAGUGUAAAUUUUGGGGCAUUAAAAGGCCUGUUUGAUGGUUAAUGCCAUACUCUGGAACAUUCCCAUAAAAGAAGUAACAUCUCCAAGCUGUUAAACCAACACAAAAUUAACAGAGCACCUUUAAACAACUGAUAAAUUACUAUAUUGUAUUAUGUUAGCAGCAUUUUUUUAUUGGAGAUAAUACAUUUGGAUGUUUUGGUUAACAAAUAAAUGCUAAAAAAAAUAUACAGACAGAGGCACUGACGUCACAGGCAUAGUUGCAGUAACAGUUAACGUGUUUGUGUAAUAUCUCAGUUGUCCAGGUAGUUCCCAUAGCAAAAGAAAAAUCCAGUUCUGUCAAGUGAACAAAAGAGAGUGAAGACUUUUCGUUACUCGUCCAAGCAGCUUCUUCAGUUCUGGUCCGAUUGCCGGUGGACACUGCCUUAUAUCAGUCUGAAGGGAGGAGCUAACUACUCUGAAACUACUCUGAAACUAACACACCUAUUUGUUUUACAGUUUGUUUGUUAGUCCUAAGGUAGGGAUGCCCAAAUUUACCUUUACACACACACACAAACUUCCUCCAGCUCCUCUGGCGGAACCCCGAGGCAUUCCCAGACGUCCAGGAGGCAUCCACUUAUUCAGAAUUUAACGGCGUCAUUUUUACACUUUUGUAGAGAUGUGACGCUCCUAAUUUGGAUGAUAAUUUAAUAAUAAUCUCUUUUUGGUGAAUUAUAGUUAAGAUUAAAGUUCUAUUGUGUACUUUUACUAACCUCAUGUGGCUGAAAGCAAAAUUAUUUGACCCAAACUAAUAAGACAGUUUUACAAAACAUUUGACUUUAAGAGUGCGCACUUUAUCUGUUUACUAAAAGUUGCACUGUGGAACUUUUUGUUUGGAGAUCCGUCACCUGCUUGUUUCUAUGGAUAUGUCUGGAAUGUUCCACAGUAUGGCAUUAAACAGCUCUAAUUUACAAAUACAGGUGGUUUUAUAGCUCAAAAAUACCUAGAAAAACACAUUCCACACGUCAUAGCAUCUUCACGGAGAAAAGCAUUUAACGGACUCUCCACCAGAAAAGUUACACAGUGCACCUUUAAUAAGAUUAUCAGAUAUUUUCAAAACACUUUUACUUAAGAAAGCGUAAAAUUUCAUAGUUCCUGACUGGCUGUCAAAAUAAAAUAAAAAAUAACACCGUAAACGCACAGAAAACGAACAGCUGUCUGUAAAGUCAGACCCAAACUAACAUUAAAACAUUGUAAAUAUGAGUGUAAAAAAAGAGUUUGUUGUAUUAAAAAAAAAACAAUCACUGUUUUUAAAGAAGCCAUUUGAUAGUUUUUAACAUAUAUCAGUUGGAAUCCAAUGUAAUAAAGGCAUUUGCUAGUGACUUAUGGCUAUAGGAGUACAUGCAGUAUCGGGCUGCUGUGUUACACCUACAGUGGGAGACCUAUCGCAGUAUUUGUAUUUAAAGAUUUGGUACGCCGCGUCCCGACUCUGUCACCUCCAUCAAAGUGUUGACGUAUGUUUUUGCACUAUGUGAAUACAGUCCUGGUUUAGGUCUUGUGUAACUAAUGUGAAAAAACAAAACGAAAAAACGGUUCAUUGAAGUAAUUUUCCAGCGUGUUUGUCUUUCUAUAAAUAUCUAAAACUGUCUUACAAACUGUUCGUCACUAGCUACAUUGUUAAAGGCUGUUUCUUCAUAAUCUUGUAUUCACUCUAUGACUGAUGAUUAACGUCAUUAAAAUGUUGUUUAAGUAA
Boleophthalmus pectinirostris (great blue-spotted mudskipper) is the source of this 9041-nucleotide messenger RNA. It is a transcript of the gene secisbp2l, whose product is annotated as SECIS binding protein 2-like. Gene Ontology annotation, cellular component: ribonucleoprotein complex. Gene Ontology annotation, molecular function: ribonucleoprotein complex binding; selenocysteine insertion sequence binding; mRNA 3'-UTR binding. The transcript has 17 exons. Gene Ontology annotation, biological process: selenocysteine incorporation. Bases 231 to 3455 code for a protein of 1074 amino acids. Lineage: Eukaryota; Metazoa; Chordata; Actinopteri; Gobiiformes; Gobiidae. The record is from RefSeq and is a predicted model, not a curated record.